This is a messenger RNA of Austrofundulus limnaeus, 1210 nucleotides long. Its product is annotated as cholesterol 7-desaturase nvd. Gene Ontology annotation, molecular function: oxidoreductase activity; 2 iron, 2 sulfur cluster binding. Lineage: Eukaryota; Metazoa; Chordata; Actinopteri; Cyprinodontiformes; Rivulidae. The record is from RefSeq and is a predicted model, not a curated record. Gene Ontology annotation, cellular component: cytoplasm. Gene Ontology annotation, biological process: cholesterol metabolic process.
UCACUAAUUAAUAUGUAAGAAAUAUUUCCGUGUAGGCGGYAGUUUGGGAAAACUUUCCCUCUCAGUUUUAUGUUGGGGAGCGGGUGUGGCGCGUAAAGGUGUCUCCAACGCGUCAUGACGCACGGCUSUGCCUGAUCCUCGUCGUUUGAUGCCGAGCAGGACAGUCUUCUUCAGACACUCUGGAGUCACCGAGGACAUGAUGUCGGCUUGGACCGCAGCGGUUGUUGGACUGGGAGUGACGCUGAUGCUCCUGACGCACAGCGCGGACCCGGUCCAGCUGACCCGGGAGGAGGACUGCGCAGCCGCGUGGCUCGGCGCCGCAGCGCAGCGGCUCGUCCUCUGCGUCGCGGCCGGGCUGUCCCUCCUGGCCGCCGGCUGGCUGUACCGGCUGCUCUUCGGUCCCCUGGAGCUGCGCCGAACCCCGGACGACGUCGGCUACAUCGCAGAGGCCGGCCGCUCCAGGGCGCAGGCGGCGAACGAGGUGCGCCGCAGGAGGAGGGUGGGAGACCUGCCCCCGGUCUACCCCAACGGAUGGUACCGGGUCCUGAACUCCCACAGUCUGAAUAGAGGGGAGGUGAAAGAUGUUUCCGUUCUUGGCCAGCAGCUGGUGGUGUUUCGGGGACAUGACGGGACGGCCUACAUCCUGGACGCCUACUGUCCUCACCUGGGGGCCAACCUGGCGGUGGGGGGCCGUGUGAUGGGAAACUGUAUCGAAUGCCCGUUCCAUGGAUGGCAGUUUCGAGGGGAGGAUGGUAAAUGUGAGAAGAUUCCUUACACAGASAAAGUGCCAGAGGUCGCCGCGGUGCGCUGCUGGCCCAGCUGUGAGGUGAACCAGCACAUCCUGGUCUGGUUUCACUGCGAUGGAGCAGAACCUGAGUGGGCCGUCCCAGAACAGGAGGAGAUCACGAAAGGCCAGUGGGUCUACCGGGGCAGAACCGAGCAUUUCGUCAGUUCUCACAUACAGGAGAUUCCUGAAAACGCAGCAGAUGUGACCCACCUGGGUCACCUGCACAWCCCGGGCUUCACCAGCGGCGCCGACCUGCGGUACCACUACAGCAGGCUGUGGGAGUUCAUGCAACACAAAUGGGAGGCUGAGUGGGCUCCGGAACCAGAACCGAACCUUCACUGCUCUAAGAUGCAGUUGAAACACUCSAUGACUUUUUUUGGGUUCCACUGGAGUCUGUUGGAUCUUCAUGUCGAGGCCCGACAG